Molecule: messenger RNA, 868 nt
Organism: Gracilinanus agilis (Agile Gracile Mouse Opossum)
Lineage: Eukaryota; Metazoa; Chordata; Mammalia; Didelphimorphia; Didelphidae
Product: apolipoprotein R-like
Exons: 3
Source: RefSeq, a predicted model, not a curated record
UCUGCAACUCACCUAAGACUAUCUCAAAUGGGAACUAUGAAAUGACUACUAAUCGAUACAAUUUUUUCGGUUCUGUUGUUACUGUGAAUUAUUCAUGCAAUGAUGGAUAUACCCUGAUUGGAAAUGCAGUAAUUACCUGCAAGUCUUCACGAUGGUCACAUCCAUUCCCUCGCUGUGAAGGUCUUUGUCCAAAACUUGAGAUACCAAAUGGAAAACUGUCACCAGAGAAGACUCAGUACAUCGGUACUGAAAGGGUCAAUGUCCAGUGUUCCCGUGGCUAUUAUUUGGUUGGUCCUCAAGACAUCACUUGUUCAGAUGACGGAUCCUGGACCCCAGAGGUGCCCAGGUGUGAGUGGGAACUCCCUGAAGGCUGUGAGAAAGUUUCAGAAGGCUACCAUCUUAUGCAAUGCCUUCCAAAUGUCCAGGAUGUGAAAAUGGCCCUAGAGAUACAUAAAAUAGCCUUGGAAAUUGAAAUGUUGAAACAAGAGCUAGACAAAAAAGGGGUUACCUAUCAGAAGCUAUCAUUAUCACCACCACUACCACCAUCACUAUCACCACCAUCAUCACCACCAUCAUCACCAUCACCAUCACCAUCACCAUCAGCAUCACCAUCACGAUCACCAUCAAUAUCAUCUCCCUUUGGAGAUUAUUAUUAUCACUGAUUGGAGCUUCCACAAACUCACAUUUAUCACUGAAGCUGUUCUUUAGACAUUCAUUCAUAGAAAGAGAUGGCUGUACUGGAAGAGUUUGCUAAUGUACUUUAUACUAUUGAAAAUGAAAAUUUGAUGAUAACUUGACCUAUAAUAGCCCCAGCCUCUUAGACUGAGCAGUGUGAUUAGCUAAUAUAAAUAAACCCAUUGGAAAAUCA